CCGCCCGCCUCUGACUGACUCGCGACUCCGCCGCCUGCCAGUUCGCCGGGCCCCUGCCGUCAGGCCGCCGGAUCCCGCCGCUGUCGGAGCCGCAGCGUUUCCCGACGCAUCUCCGAGCCACCCCCUCCCUCUCCCUCCCUCCUUCCCAUCCCCCUUUCUUUUCAAGCGUGAGACUCGUGAUCCUUCCGCCGCUUCCCUUCUUCAUUGACUCGGAAAAAAAAUCCCCGAGGAAAAUAUAAUAUUCAGAGUACUUAUUUUCAAUCAAGUAUCUGACCCCGUUUCACGUGAUAUAUAUAUUUUUAGGACCUCCCAACCAUUUCUCCCCUCCAAGGAAAGGGAGGGGAAAGAAUUGUAUUUUUUUCCCAGCUCCCGAUCAUCUAUAUGUUAAAUAUCCGUACUGAUCUGUCUUCAAGGAGAAAUACAUCGCUCGCUUUUUUAAAUAGCUGCACAAAAGGAGUGAAAAGCCAAGAGGACGAAGUCUUUUUCUUGUGGGAGAACUUAAUGCUGCAUUUAUCAUUAAUCUAACACCCCAACAUAAAACAAAAGGAAGAAAAGGAGGAAGGCAGGAAAAGAAGGUGAUUCGGAAAGAGAGUGAUCAUGUCAGGGCGGCCCAGAACCACCUCCUUUGCGGAGAGCUGCAAGCCAGUGCAGCAGCCUUCAGCUUUUGGCAGCAUGAAAGUUAGCAGAGACAAGGAUGGCAGCAAGGUGACCACAGUGGUGGCAACUCCUGGGCAGGGUCCAGACAGGCCACAAGAAGUCAGCUAUACAGACACUAAAGUGAUUGGGAAUGGGUCAUUUGGUGUGGUAUAUCAAGCCAAACUUUGUGAUUCAGGAGAACUGGUUGCCAUCAAGAAAGUAUUGCAGGACAAGAGAUUUAAGAACCGAGAGCUCCAAAUCAUGAGAAAGCUAGAUCACUGUAACAUAGUCCGAUUGCGUUAUUUCUUCUACUCAAGUGGUGAAAAGAAAGAUGAGGUCUAUCUUAAUCUGGUGCUGGACUAUGUUCCGGAAACAGUAUACAGAGUUGCCAGACACUAUAGUCGAGCCAAACAGACGCUCCCUGUGAUCUAUGUUAAGUUGUAUAUGUAUCAGCUGUUCCGAAGUUUAGCCUAUAUCCAUUCCUUUGGAAUCUGCCAUCGGGAUAUUAAACCACAGAACCUCUUGUUGGAUCCUGAUACAGCUGUCUUAAAACUCUGUGACUUUGGAAGUGCAAAGCAGCUGGUCCGAGGAGAACCCAAUGUUUCGUAUAUCUGUUCUCGGUACUAUAGGGCACCAGAGUUGAUCUUUGGAGCCACUGAUUAUACCUCUAGUAUAGAUGUAUGGUCUGCAGGCUGUGUGUUGGCUGAGCUGUUGCUAGGACAACCAAUAUUUCCAGGGGAUAGUGGUGUGGAUCAAUUGGUAGAAAUAAUCAAGGUCCUGGGGACACCAACAAGGGAGCAAAUUAGAGAAAUGAACCCAAACUACACAGAAUUCAAAUUCCCUCAAAUUAAGGCACAUCCUUGGACUAAGGAUUCGUCAGGAACAGGACAUUUCACCUCAGGAGUUCGGGUCUUCCGACCUCGAACUCCACCAGAGGCGAUUGCACUAUGUAGCCGUCUGCUGGAGUAUACCCCAACUGCCCGAUUGACACCACUGGAAGCUUGUGCACAUUCAUUUUUUGAUGAAUUACGGGACCCAAAUGUCAAACUACCAAAUGGGCGAGACACACCUGCACUCUUCAACUUCACCACUCAAGAACUGUCAAGUAAUCCACCUCUAGCUACCAUCCUUAUUCCUCCUCAUGCUCGGAUUCAAGCAGCUGCUUCAACCCCUUCAAAUACCACAGCAGCCUCAGAUGCUAAUGCUGGAGACCGUGGACAGACCAAUAACGCCGCUUCCGCAUCAGCUUCCAACUCCACCUGAACAGUCCCGAGCAGCCAGCUGCACAGGAAAAACCACCAGUUACUUGAGUGUCACUCAGCAACACUGGUCACAUUUGGAAAGAAAAUUAAAAAGAGAAAAAAAACCUGUUCAUUUUAGUGUUCAGUUUUUUUUAUUAUUAUUGUUGUUCUUAUUUAACCUUGUAAAAUAUCUAUAAAUACAAACCAAUUUCAUUGUAUUCUCACUUUGAGCGAGACCCAGGGGUUGGGAGGGGUCGUGGGGAGGGGAAAGCGGAGCACUAGAACACAGUCUCUCUCCCACGACAAUCUUUUUUUUUAUCAAAAGUCUGCUGUUGUAUACUUUAAAAACAGGACUCCUGCCUCAUGCCCCUUCCACAAAAGAAGAAAACUUUGUUCUAUGCGGAAGUUUUUUUGAACUUUGUUUUCUUUUAAAGUCAAGUGUAAGACUUGGGUAUAGUGCACAGCUUGAAAUUGGUUGGGAGCUUAGCAGGUGUAACUCAAUGGGGACUUAAAUGUCACUUGUAAAAUUAAUCCAUAUCCUCGGGUACUUGAAGACAUGCCUUUGGCAUGUUGAUGGCAGGUGUGGCAGACAAAAAAGGAAAUGUGUGUCAUUUGUAACCCGGGAGGUCAAUAAAGUUUGAAUCUAUAAGGGGAAAAUUCUUAAUUGAUUUGUUAAGGUUUUAUUUUGCUCUUAAUCAGUGCUAGUGGUGAAGAAACUUACGUAGGCAGCUGUCAAAGGAGGAGCAUGUGUGCUCUGUGUGUGGAUCUUUGUUUGCCUGACCAAAGGUUCUCUAUAAAUCUUAGUACAGUUUUAAUCUAGUGACCUAGGAGGAGACUAAAAAGGGUGCUGAGCUGGCCCCUCUGACUGCAGAGGUCAAAAGCUGACGAACCUGGAGGAAGGGGACAGGCCAGGGGCAGGUCUCACCACUGUGGAUGCAUUUGUCCAGAUUUUUUCUAAAGUUGCUUCCCUUGGAAAGAUACACUUGAGAGGACAUCAUAGUUAAAUAAUGUGAACUAUAACAGUCUACUGGUUUAUUUUUCAUAUUUUUUAAUUGCAAAAUGAGCUUGCAGAAAGUGCCACAUUCUGCAUAUAGUUCUGAUUUUAAAUCCAAAUCUAGAAUCUGUAUUUAAUUUCAGCCUUUUUAACCUCAUGCUUUUUAAAUUUUAUUUAUUGAUGCAUGUGAGAUAGACCAUUAUGAUUUUAGAUGGUAGGAAUAUUAAAAACUACACAUCAAAAUGAUAUAAACAGUCACUUGUACCUGCUGACUUUAUAGGAAAGCUGAUUAUAUAAAUGUGUGUAUAUAUGUUAUAUACAUAGAUUCAAUACUGCUUUUUGUUUUGGGGGUUUUUUUUGUUUGUUUGUUUGUUUUUUUGUUUUUGUCCACUAUCAAAAUUGACUGGUUGAAGCAUGAGAAGAAUGUUUCCCCCCAAACCCAGUUAAGAAUUUUUGUUUCUGUUUUUCUUUGUAUAAUCAGUGAACAGUGUAAGAAUCAGUCUCUGUUUUUGAAGAAAAAGCAAUAUUCCUUGGAAAGCAAGGAGAAUUGAAGGAUUAUGUUGGCAGUGAGGAAAUAGAUUUUCACAGCUAGUUUGGUUUAUAUGUUUAAGGUAGACAUCUAUGCGGGCCUUAUAUACUCUAAAAUGAACCUUAGUCACCUUGGUGCUUAUGGGCCAUUACUUGACCUAAUGAAUCUUUAAGGCACAAUCAGUUGUACUUUACAUUUAAAGAUCACUUGAGUGAUGGCCGCCUUUCCCGCCUACCUUCCUUCAUUCCCCAUACACCUUCCAAGGUUAGCUGAUAACUGUAGGGCUGCAGAGCUGAGCCCCAGAUUGUGUGUAACCUCCCUUCACCCUCCUUGUUGCCACCUUAGGACAUGUUAGGGGUCUUGCCCUCCAGGUGAUUUGGAAGUGGAGUGUCUUGGCAGCCCUCAUGCAGGUCCCGGCACCCUGUCCUGCUUCUUAACAAAGUGUGUGUGACUCUCCAAGAGAGUCGUACUGCCUGCUGACAUGAACCAGUACCCAGAAAGACAACGGUGAGCCAUCUUAGUUUUCACUCACUGUCUAGCUAAGCUCUUAAGCCACAGAAGCGUUUCUCAAACCUCUGGUUAUAUCAGAGUUCGUGAGAAAGGAAACACACUCAGUCAAACCAAAUCAAAUUGAAUUUUACUUUGCAUAAUGAGCUUCCGAGAGCAAAUUAAGAUUUGAAAGAAGUCUGAAUCAAAGUAUUUGGCAGCAUAAUUCCUAAAGGGAAUGGCUUUGAUAGACCAUUUUCAGAAAAGAUUUAUAAAGAAGCUGGACGGCAGGUCUGUGACACAGGAAUGGACCUACUUUCAGACCAAACUGCCCAGCCAAACAUUUGGACACAGACACUACUCUGGACUUGGUAUACUUGCUAGAGUCCAUAAAAAUCUGUGCUUGUUUUAGGAAACACUUUCCCCCCACAAAUGGGGUAAGAGAAGAAGAGAGAAAAGUCAAAUGCUUUUCUCUUAUUUUAUUGUGUGUAUGUGUGUGUGAGGGCUGAGGUGCAUGAUUUUUCUUUCUCAAGGAUUAUGGCGGGAUCACAGAACUCUUUUAUACAAGUGAGAUCCAGGUCUCUGAAUAUCUUUUUGUAAAUAAUAAUAAUAAUAAUAAUAAUAAUAAAAGCUCCUCACCAAAUUCAAGCUUGUACAUUAUAUUUUCUUUCACUGUUUUUAAAUUUAAGUUUUAUUGUUUUGUAUGUAAAUAUGUGGACCCAGGAACUGUUAUUAAUGAGCAAAAAGUUACUGUUCAGGGCAGUGAUUCUGUUUAAUAAUCAGACAAAUUGUAGACGAGCUUUUUAAAGCCAUAUAGUUUUAACUCUGUACAGUAGGUACCGGCCUGUAUUAUUGUAACAAUAACUCUAGCAAUGUAUAGUGUAUCUAUAUAGUUUGGAGUGCCUUCACUUCCAUGUGUUUGUUUUUUUUGUUUUUCAUUUUGGAAGUUUUAAUUGGUUUCUCUAUCCAUGUCUCCCUGUCCCGCCCCUUUCCCUUUGAAAUAAUAGCUCACUCAUAACACAGUAUCUUUGCCCCUUCCACAGUUAAUUUCAGUGAUACCAUGCUCAGGAGUGGAAAGAGGAAACCAUGUUCAUAAUCUCAUUUCAUUUAAGCCCUGUCUUUGAUUUGGUUCUGAACAUCUGUUUCCUCCUCAGUUGCAGCGACCAGUUUCAUUUCACUCGGUCCAUCCAGGGACUUAGUGUAGUGCCAGGGAGCCCUAGAGCUGGAGGAUAUUGAAUAGAUUAGAUUUUGCUCGUCUCUGUCCCCAAGCCCUAACCAUGGGUCUUACAAACAGCAGAUUCUGGGAGACUUCCACCCUCUCUCUCUCUCUCUCCUUGUCUACUUCCCUCCCAAAUGAGAGAAAGGAAUAGAGAGAGAAUUAGAUUUAUAAAUCAAAGUUUCUUAAUGUAUCAGUUUUGAUACAAGAGUGGUCUAAAAUGCUGUGGUGCAAUUACUAGUGGCUGCUGCACGAUUGCCGCUCGCAUGAUGAGGACUGUUGUUUUCGCAAGGGAACUUUCCUCCCUCCUGCCACCUCUACCCCUGUUCAAUGAAAUGUCAUUUUAAUUUAUCUUUGAAAAAAAUCAGUUUAAUUCUUACUGUGUGCACAUCAUGAAGGCCUUUUUCGAAAGAAAAAAAAUCAAAAUUGUUUUGCCUCCAAGUACUCCAUAUGUCUUGAGUAGAAGAAAAAAACAAACUUUACCAAACCAAAGGUUGCUAUUUUUGAAAUAUCACGUGUUCAUUCCAGCAAGGCAGAAGACUGCACCUUCUUUCCAGCAACAUGCUGUGUCCUUUUUUUUUCUUAAGUCCUCUUAAUUUUUAGACACGUAUUUUUGAUUUGUGUUUUAACAAAGCCUGCCUAACCAGUCAUCUUGUCUGCACCAAUGCAAAGGUUUCUGAGAGGACUAUUGUAUUCUCUAUCCCUGUGGAUAUAAAGACACUGGCAUUUCAUUUCUUUUUCCGUUUCCUUUUUAAGAGAUUUAACUUUGGAAUCUUCCAAAGGAAGUUUGGCCAAUGCCAGAUUCCCAGAAGUUUGGGGAUUUUUCUUUGUUUUAAACCAAAA
This is a messenger RNA of Physeter macrocephalus (sperm whale), 5945 nucleotides long. RefSeq names its product glycogen synthase kinase 3 beta (gene GSK3B). The transcript is spliced from 12 exons. Gene Ontology annotation, molecular function: tau-protein kinase activity; protein serine/threonine kinase activity; beta-catenin binding. Gene Ontology annotation, biological process: protein phosphorylation; regulation of microtubule cytoskeleton organization; insulin receptor signaling pathway. The coding region runs from base 598 to 1899 and encodes 433 amino acids. The record is from RefSeq and is a predicted model, not a curated record. Gene Ontology annotation, cellular component: cytoplasm; nucleus; beta-catenin destruction complex. NCBI's taxonomy places the organism in Eukaryota, Metazoa, Chordata, Mammalia, Artiodactyla, Physeteridae.